Molecule: messenger RNA, 6237 nt
Organism: Hyalella azteca
Lineage: Eukaryota; Metazoa; Arthropoda; Malacostraca; Amphipoda; Hyalellidae
Gene: grh
Product: protein grainyhead
Exons: 14
Coding region: 77-3292 (1071 amino acids)
Biological process (GO): regulation of transcription by RNA polymerase II
Cellular component (GO): nucleus
Molecular function (GO): DNA-binding transcription activator activity, RNA polymerase II-specific; RNA polymerase II cis-regulatory region sequence-specific DNA binding
Source: RefSeq, a predicted model, not a curated record
AUGAUUGGGUUAAUUGACGACAUAAUUAACUGAUGAUUUUUAAUUUCAUUUGCAGCUGCACCAAGUGGAGGCCCCUAUGGACACCGAGACCCAGAUGGACAGCCCCCAGUCCACCAUGUCCACUCAGCUGCAUCUGACCACAGCAGGUGGAGAAAUACUCAGCCCUGAUCAGCUGGCUCACCUGAACACUUCCCAGCUGCAAGUGCAGCUGAUUUCUGCCCCUGCACCUGACGACCAUCACCAACAGCAACCACACCAGCAACACCAACGUUGUGGUAGCGCUGGUGAUGUCCAGGAAACUGCUUUGGUUGAAUUAACGUCCAGCGAUCAACAUAACAUCGACGGUAGCAACAUAGUUAGCGUUACUGGACUCACUAGCAUCAGCAACAUGGGUAACAUCACAUGGCGUACUGCACCUGUGACAUCACAUGCAACAUAUUAUGAUACCCCGCUCACUUCCGCUACCAACACCAUGCUCAACAUACAUGGUCUGGAUGACACAACAGUCACCGUACCCAUACUCUACGAGACAUCGUAUCGUCAUGAUGAUGGGAGCCCAGGCGUUGCUACGGUCCUGGACUCGAAGCUGACCAAUGGAAGCGGAGGGACUCUGGGCCAUGUAUACAUGGUGGGCGGGACAAGCGAUGGUGGUGUCAAGCGCGAACCUGAGGACCUUACCCGCAGGUCUAUCAGUCCUUCUCCUCACUUGAUCGUAGACAGACGACGUAUGGUGCUGCUGCAGCCCUCGGUCAUAGAAGGGUCUACAGCCAGGCUUGAUCAAGCGACUAAACAAGAACUAGAGGCACAAAUUAAAGAAGAAGGCGGUGAUAGGCCACGUCUGGCACAGACUGCCGCCUUCACUAUUGUGUCUUCGCAGCCUUUGGAUUCAUCCGAUUCUAAAAUGAGUGCCGGGUUUAUUAAUUUUCCACCCGCACCUGCUUCACAGUCGGGUUUUGAACAUGUGUAUCUCAGUCCUCCUCCACAGUCUUACACUACCACAGCUUCCCCAGUGAUACGAGGUACUACAACCUCAUACACCGCGCCUGAUCCAUAUUACCAUGACUAUUACAGACCCAAUGAACCACAACACACACUUGUGCGUUCCGAAUAUGCCGCCUCAGAUACCUUCGACAGAUAUGCCAGACCUGGCAAAAAUUAUCAGUCUUCCCUCAACCUGACAGUGGAUUCGUCUCCAGAUUCAGGCACUUCAUCGGACCCUGGAAGAGAUCACUCACUUUUCAAUACACAGAGUUUUACAUACGAAGAAAUAAGUGCACCCAACGGGGGCAGUUCUGCACUGAUCGGCUCCGAUAUCCGCACCGUGGCCAUCGCUAACUCGUCCCCCAACCCCCAGCGGAUGACCCCCUCCCUCCUCGCCCACAACCCCUCCACACCAUCACCCCUCACCACCACCACCGUCACCACCAGACCCUGGCCAGACUAUGACAGACAUCAUGAAGAGAACGAUAAUAAGAUUCAAAUUCCUAAAAUUCAUACCGACGAUGACAAAAUUCACAUCCCUAAAGCGCCUUCGAUAUUUGGGUUCAAAUUCUUCUUCGAGGCUCCGAUUUCCACGUCGCAGAGGCGAGAAGACGACCGCAUGACGUACAUAAACAAGGGACAGUUCUACAGCAUCACCAUGGACUAUGUUGCGGACCCCGACAGACCACUUAAAAGCAACACAGUUAAGAGUAUCGUCAUGUUGAUGUUCAGAGAAGAGAAAACUCCGGAAGAUGAAUUAAAGGCCUGGCAUUUCUGGCACGGCAGGCAGCACUCGGUCAAACAACGCAUCAUCGAUGUCGAUACGAAGAACAGCUCGGGUAUUAUUGGCUCUAUUGAAGAGAUAUCACACAACGCCAUCUGCGUGUACUGGAACCCAAUGGAGAGCAGCGCUAAGAUUAACGUGGCGAUCCAGUGCCUGAGUACAGACUUCAGCAGCCAAAAAGGCGUUAAGGGAUUACCGCUGCACAUACAAAUUGAUACUUACGACGACCCUAGGGAAACUGGAUACCCAGUCUUCCACAGAGCUUACUGCCAGAUCAAGGUCUUCUGUGAUAAGGGCGCGGAACGCAAAACUCGCGACGAAGAAAGACGUGCACAGAAAAGGCGGAUGACGCAGACGUCCCGCAAAAAAUACGAGGAUUUGUACCAUCCGCAGUGCGACAGAUCCGAGUUUUACAGCAUGGCUGAUCUGCACAAGGAAACGGUGCUAUUUCACCCCAGCGAAGACACUCCCUACAUGAACAUGGACACGCAGACCUGCUUUUACAGCCAUGACACCGAAAAUGGUUCAUGCGGUGCUGGAUCGAUGGAAAUCCCCACAGCCCCAACAUCUUCUUCCCCAACAUCCUUAUCUCCCCACGCCCAACACAUCAUCUCCCUACCAGCCCAUAGCAUUUCCCCUUCUCCACAUCCGCUAUCCCUAACGUCUGUCACUAAUCAUGCAUCUUUGAAUAAUGUUAAUCUCUCUCGUAGCUCUCCACCUUCAUCGUCAUCCACUCUUCUAUUGUUUUCAACCUCAUCGCCAACCCCGACGUGUUCGACAUCCACUAUAAUCUCAUCCAAUAUCGGUCACGCUCACUUAUUGUCAUCCAAUCACGGUAGUCCUUUAGACGGCCAACAUAUGUAUUCGCAGCCGCAAUCUCCUCUCCUAAACCAAACCAUAAUUUCUAACAACCAUCAAUCAAAACUUGAAUCCUCGACAUUAUCACCGCGGGCUCCCAAUUCUCCGCUAGACCGGACCACGUUGCGCGGUUCUUACCAGUCCCACCGACCUGACAAUUCCAGUCUUGCCUGCAAUGGCAUGGUCACUACCGCUCAUGCGGUCUCAGGGUCUCCCUCACCAGCUGUCUUCAUCAAAGCCAUCGGCAGUCCUGUCAACUGUGAACUAAAGAGCAUGAACGGCGCAGUGGUGAACCCGGCCAGUCCUGUGGAAGACAUGUUCCCGUCGCACCUCAGCAAGCGGUCCCGCCUCUACCCGCCCCGCAGUGAACGAGUCAUGGUCUACGUGAGGAGACCUAAUGAAGGGGUCUACACUCCCCUGCAUAUAGUGCCCCCUAAUACCAGUGGUCUGCUUAAUGCUCUCCAACAAAUGUACGAAAUCCCAGCAAACUCCAUCUACAGCCUCAUCAAGAAAACGGUUGAUGGGAUACGCGUGCGUCUCGAGGACGACAGCAUCAGGCUGUACAACAACGAAGCUGUCUUCGUCGUAGAGAUCGCGAGACACGACACAGACAAGUACGAGGUCAUCAUGGUCGAGGAGGACAGAAAAGCUAAGAGAGAAAUGCAGUGACCACCCACAAGUACGAGGUCAUCAUGGUCGAGGAGGACAGAAAAGCUAUGAGAGAAAUGCAGUGACCGAACACUUCUCUCGAAUACGAUGGCAAAAACAAUUGAAUCAUGCAAAGUUUAACUCGAUUGACGCAGUGAUUGACGGAGUAUACGAAACUAACCUCCUUCCGAAAAAAUGAUUUAUUGAUGAAAAAGAAAGAUGAAGCCCGAAACAGUUUAAAUUAAAUACUACAGACAUCAAUAUGCAGACUAUGGUCACAUUCUUUCAUCAAAAUUCAACGCGGCAGAAAGUAGUGUGCCUUGCUAACGAGUUUGUACAGUAAUGCCAGCGGUGUAACUCCAUGUAAAAUAAGAAUUGAAAAAAGUUAAACUAAGCAGAGGGAUGGAUUCAGGUUUUAAAUAAUUAUAAUUGGUAGAAUAAUUUUAAAAUUUACGAGUGCUGAAUAGAACAGAUAUUAGCAUAUAGGCAAGUAAAGUUACAUGCCGGUUCUUUGUACAUACGAUCUUAAUGAAAAAUGUUUUACGCAGUUUUAAGUAUUGAAGCAUUAAGAUGAAAAUUAGCCGAAGUAAUCUUAAAUAAAGCGUGCCAAUUAAUUCUGUUGUUUCAUGUUGAAACACUCAGAAUUGCCCGUUGAUUUGUUAUGUUAAGAUAUUUUUCUCUAAGUGUUCUAACUUAAGAAAUGUGGUGAUCUCCGACAAGAUUCGCAUAUACUUUUUAUUUUAAACUUUUACCAAGUGAAGGACUCAAGUUUCAUAAAGAAAUCGAUAAUAAAAUAACAAAACCGAUGAUAAAGCUCGCUCUAGCACAUAAGUGAUAUCUAGUGAUAUCUUCAGAUUAUUUAUAUCAUUCGGCAGAGAUAUUGGCUGAUAUCUUAUUGCCAUUUAUAAAUUUUUAAGGCAGCUUAGGCUGGUUCCUAGCUUUUAACAUUCAGCAGGUGGUAAUAUAUCCUGCCUUUUACCAACAUAACUUUUAUUCACGAUAUUUUAUCUGUUAUCUGAGAUAUUUGAUAUGGAAAAUGAGCGGCAUUAUCCUAGUUAUACGCGUCGUGUUGCUUUGAUAAAGUCUUAAUAUUUAGCUUUUUGAUAUUCUCUGUCUAAAAAAACUUGGCUCAAUGAAACGGCCUCGCACUAUCACAAACAUUUAAAUAUUCGUAACUCUUCCCGCUAAUCACCAACAGCUUUUCAGACUAAACCUAUCAAUCACAGAUAAGAAAUUGGCAUCUACAUGUAAUUAAGUGAUUUUUUUGAUAGUACGGCUCCUGGUUAAUAAAGAUUAUUUUGUUUAAAUUCCAGAAAAAAUUUUUGAGACGCUCAGGACGAAUUCCCAAGUAGACGAAAACUUUCAGAUUGUGUGCCUGUAAAUAUCAAUUUACCGAAGUGCUUACGCAACCCCAACACUUUCUCUUUAUUUUGUAAGUUCGAUCCUCACGGAUUAUUUUUCAUUAGAUUCAAAUUUUCCUUCUCCAAAAAUAUUUGCGACGUCAUUGUAAAUGGCGUAGCGGUUGCCUUUGUUGCCAUUUUAUUUCAUUUAGUUUGUACAGAAAUUUCCUUAUUAUUUCAGGAAUCCUAUUUCGGAUAACAUUUUUACCUGAACAUCGCUGAACAUGAACGCUUUUUGCUUGUAACUGAAUGAGUUUUGUACAUAAAUGAACUACGUUGUGAUUAAAUUGGCAAUUCUAGGGCGUAAGAUACCAAUUUACCUGGAUUCUCAUUUCUCUCAUUCGAUAUAAAGUUUUUCUCGUAAUAUAUCAUUUUAUAAUAUAAGUUCCGUAUACUUACGUUUUUGUAUUUUGCCAUGCAGCCUUGAAAAUUAAAAUUUAUUUAAUAUAAUUAUCGACUUGACAUCUUAACUAUGAUUUUGUGCAAAAUUCGUUCGAAGAUAUCAGCUGUAAAACAAAACUUUUUUAAUUUUUUAACUUUGCCUGGAAAAUUACAUGAACAUAGAAUUUUUUUCGUUAACCACGAUGCCGAAUAUCAAAACUAAUUUAAGGGUUUGGAUAUAAAAUAAGCGACUUCUAUACUCACUAAUGUUAAUUAAGCUACCAAUGUCCUCUAAUUGCUACGAGGCUCUCAUUUAUGUUGGUUAUUCUGUUACAAAUUCAGUAAUGGUUGCCGAUACCGAUUCAGUAAUAAUUGCUGAUACCGAUUCAGUAAUAAUUGCUAAUACAGAUUCAGUAACAGUUGCCGAUACCGAUUCAGUAGUAACUGUUGAUACCGAUUCAGUAGUAAUGAUUGAAACAGAUUCAGUAAUGAUUGUUGAUACCGAUUCAGUAAUAGUUGUUGUUAUAUGAUCCUAAUGCGUUAUGUACAUAGCAGGUAGCAGUGUCAUAAGCUUAUUUUAAUCCACAAAAAUGUUUUCGUUCGUCAAUUUGCUCAUAACUUUAACUGAAGAACUCUGACACGCUGUACAUUAUUAUUAAUUAAGGACUAAUUAUAAUGAUAACGAUAUCACAGCAGCAGGUAUCUUGAGUGCCCAUAUAAUUACUUCUUGCCAUUUAUAUUUGUCUUAGGAAGCCAUUUGAAUCUUUGUUGUACCAUUUGUAGUGGGUUGAAGUACUGACUCGAGCCAGGCUUGGGUUGAAGUGCUAACGCCAGUAAUGUUUGGGUUGAAGUGCUGACGCGAGCCAGGCUUGGUUUGAAAUGUUGCUGACGCCAGCAAAUGUUCGGGUUGAAGUGCUGACAUCAGCAAUGUUUGGGUUGAAGUGCUGACGCCAGCAAUGUUUGGGUUGAAGUGCUGACGUCAGCAAUGUUUGGGUUGAAGUGCUGACGCCAGUAAAGCUUGGGUUGAAGUGCUGAUGCCAGCGAUGUUUGGGUUGAAAUUCUGACGCCAGCAAUGUUUGGAUUGAAGUGCCGAUGCCAGCAAUGUUUGGGUUGAAGUGCUGACACUAACAAGGCUUGGGUUGAAGUGUUGCUAACGCCUUCAAUGCUUGAGUUGAAGUGCUGACA